GGUUUUCAAAACGUUUUCUAUUAGGAAUUCUCUCUCUCUUUGUUGCUUUGUCUUUUUGGGGGGUUGGGGUCUGAAAAGGCACUAGAACCAUAAAGUACUAUGUCUGUGCAGCCCUGUCACCAUAGUUAGGCACUUGAGCAGGAGAGUACUGAAACUAGGUGCUCUGCAGCUUACCCUAUGUGACCCGCGUACUUCUGGCCACUCCGUGUCCGUCUCCCUUGAUUCCUACUGUUCAUUUCCUCAGGAUUAUGUUUUAGUUCUUUAUUCUACAUACUUGUCCAAGUGGCCUCAUACCCUUUCAUCUCUUCAGUAACUUUAUGUGGUGAGGCCUCUCAGAUCUGUAUUUCCAGCCCAGACCUUUCUGACUUUAGACUGAUGUGUCCUAGGCCGUUCUCUCCUUUAAGCUGAUAUAUCCUUUUUUUUUGCUGCUUCUUUCUAGGUGUCUCUGAGAUGUCUUUUGUUCAAAACAAAACUAAUUCAUUAUCUUUUCCAUUCAAACCUGGUAUUUUACCAACAUUCUCCAUUUGUUCAAAUCUAGGUGUCAUUCUUAACUUCUCCCUUUCUUUUAUCACCAGACUUCCCAUCAGUCACGAAAUCAGACAGAUGCCCUUCAAAUCCUUGGUUAUGGAAUAUUUGGCUCAUCCCAGUGCACUCAGCUUGGCUGUUGGAGUUGCCUGUGGCAUAUGCCUGGGCUGGAGCCUCCGAGUACGCUUUGGGAUGCUCCCCAAAAGCAGGAUGAUCAAGACAUACACAGAGACUGAAACAGAAGCAAGCAUCUUGGGAGAAAGUGGGGAGUACAAGAUGAUUCUUGUGGUUCGAAAUGACUUAAAGAUGGGAAAAGGGAAAGUGGCUGCCCAGUGCUCUCAUGCUGCUGUUUCAGCCUACAAGCAGAUUCAAAGAAGAAAUCCUGAAGUGCUCAAACAGUGGGAAUACUGUGGCCAGCCCAAGGUGGUGGUCAAAGCUCCUGAUGAAGAAACCCUGAUUGCGUUAUUGACCCAUGCGAAAAUGCUGGGACUGACUGUAAGUUUAAUCCAAGAUGCUGGACGUACUCAAAUUGCACCAGGCUCUCAAACUGUCCUAGGAAUUGGGCCAGGACCAGCAGACCUAAUUGACAAAGUCACUGGUCACCUAAAACUUUACUAAGUGGACUUUGAUAUGAUGACAGCCCCUCUAUCACAAGUGUUUGAAGCCUGUCAAAUUCUGACAAAAGCUGAAUUUCUUCCCCCAACUUAAAAAUGUUCUUGAGAUGAAAAUAAAGCCUAUUCCCGUGUUCU
Saimiri boliviensis boliviensis (Bolivian squirrel monkey) is the source of this 1274-nucleotide messenger RNA. The record is from RefSeq and is a predicted model, not a curated record. Lineage: Eukaryota; Metazoa; Chordata; Mammalia; Primates; Cebidae.